Parnassius mnemosyne (clouded apollo) is the source of this 4332-nucleotide messenger RNA. Lineage: Eukaryota; Metazoa; Arthropoda; Insecta; Lepidoptera; Papilionidae. The record is from the annotation of a GenBank genome assembly.
AUGAAUGUGCUACGUUCAAUGUUCGGAGUGUGCAGCGGUUCGGCGGAGAAGAGCGAAGUCCAUGACAUGGUGCGAAGGAUAUUCGGAAAUGAACUCGUCAUGAAAGACAACACGGAUCGGCAAAAUCAGAAAAGCAAGUAUUUGACCCACAUAAGAGAAAAUCUGACUAAAAUAAUAGACGCAAAAGUUGUAAGCCAUAAGUCGAAAUUCUCCAAAAAGCAUAUCACAACUUUUAUUGAUAAACAAGAUACCGCAGACGAAAGGCCAGGUCGCAUUGGUCCUAAAAUCGUUGUUUUUGAUGCCUCAACUGGAACUGGUCGCUUAGUCCUCGUUGGAGACGAAAGGGUUAGCGUCCAAGGUCUGUCUAGCUUUGCCACCAUCAGAGCGACUGCGUGCGUUUAUUCCGGGAAAUGGAUGUACGAGGUACAGCUUGGAACUAAAGGCAUUAUGCAGAUUGGUUGGUGCACAGCGAGCUGUACGUUUUCCAUGGAUACGGGGGUGGGCGAUACCACCCAUUCUUAUGCAUAUGAUGGUGGAAGAGUGAGGCGAUGGAAUGUGGCCACGUCACCUUAUGGCCACGCAUGGCUGCCCGGUGACGUCAUCAGCACUUGUCUCGAUCUCGAUAAGGGGACCUUAGAAUUCUAUAGGAACGGCGAAUCGAUGGGCAUAGCGUUUGAUUCUGUCGUCCAUGGCACUGGGCUUGCGUAUUUUCCAGCAGUUUCUUUGGCUAUGCAAGAGCACCUUUACGCAAACUUCGGCCAUGUCCCAUUUAUUUUUCCUGUGGAGGGUUACGCUCCAUUGCAGGCGCCUCCUGUGAAAGAGUGUGGUCGAGCGACUUUUCUAUUCAAAUCACUUGAUGCUAUUAUUGAUGAACUUGCUCAUCUGUCUGAUUUAAAAACUGGAAUUGUUGCAAAAUCCAGCAAGGUCAAAUCAGAGUCAUCAAAAGUGGCAGAGGAAGAGGUGGCUGUGCGUAUCGACAGUUCAAACUCUGUUUAUAGUCCCCGAGCAUCUCCAACUAACGUUCUUGAUGUUCAGAGUUCUGAAGUUAAGAAGAUGUCGAGAAAAGCAUUUCUAAUGUCACUGGCUCGACUCGUGGUGAUAGAAUUGGGUGGUUGUUUGAAGUUGUCGUACGUCGUAAUUGGUGAGCUGCUUCCGCGAUUCCGUGGAUCAUUGGGAUUGAAGUCUAGAAGCAUAAACCUUGAUCAACACACCGCUGAAUUAUAUACAAUUAACAAGAAGGAAGCUUUUAGCGAUCUUUCAUCAAAAAUAUUGACACAACCUCAACCAAAGCUGUGCACGCUUUUAGAUUUGCUAUGGACAUUUCUAGAUGAAUCUUCACUAUGUGACAUAUUUGAGCAUUGUGUAGUCAGGGAGUGUUUGCUCUUCGACUCAGUAUCGCGGGACAUGAAUUUUAACCAACAAAUUGACUGCGUUUAUGUGUUAUGUGGCUUGAUGCAGCAUCGUGAGACGAGACAUCAUCUCGUAAAAUACGUGUUCUUCAAUAAGAUAUCAUUUGAUAACUUUCUCAACGUGAAAUGCCCGGAUGAAAGUGUCUUGCGCACUGUUGUACAAAAACCAUGGUGGCAUAGACCCACUCCUGUUCAAGGAGAAACAGACCCUAGGAUAGCUGAUAAAACACCUUCGACUCAGAACGAUAUUUCUUUGGAGAAACAGUAUAAAGAUGAUUGUGAAAAGAUAACUAAAGCCAUAGCACCGUUAGAAAAUAUUCAGUUGGAAUUUCUUCUAAUAUUAUUGGAUAAUUCGGAUGGUUCAAACGUUGUACCGUCAACACGAAAAAUUUUCUUGGAAAAGUUCCGAAGAUACAUUAUGGAUAACUGUAUUUUAGACAUGCGGCUUUUUAAUAUCUCGCGCAACUCACCCGCCAUUUCGUGGUGUUGCCAUGCAAGGCUCCUCUCUGCUGUACUAAAAUUAUGGGAGGUAGAGAAACCACUCGGAAAUGUGAAUGCACCACCAUAUUUACCACCAAAAACGUUUAUUGAUGGCGAACUGGACUUUUAUAAUGUUGACCGACUUGGUGGUGUCCUACCUUUCUUGGUCAGAACUCUCAGACAUGACCUCGUCGACGUCUUAGGAGAGGAUAAUCCGUUCAUACAAAGUUUCGAACCGAAUUACAACCGAGCCGGAGGGAUCGAUGCUGGUGUAAGUGAGAUGGCGGCUGGAUCACCAGGUCUGGCAACACUGCCGCAAGUGAUAUCAUCAAUGGCUAGAUUUAUGCAUGCUGCGAUGCCACUAAUACCAAACAGAACCACGGGCGAGACGGCAUUAGCUUUAAAAGGCGCUAGGUCCUUGAUGCCAGGCGCUGGAGCUAUCGACAUUAGAUUGGCAUUUCUGAGAUUGCUCGAUGGUGUUCUGGCGCUGUACCAUGGUGCUGCUAUUAAACAUGCAGAAAAAUUAUGUGAACUCAGAGAUAGUCAACUCGAUUUGGCUGACUGCCUACAUGAUAUCGAACAACGUUUAGCCACUGUUUCCUUGGAAUUGCAGACGGGAAUGGAUGCGAGGAAAGAAUUAACGGAAGAAGAAAAAGUAACAAAGCAAGUUUUGGAAAGAAUACUUAAGGAGCUGGAGAGAUCUAAAUCUGUCUAUGAGGAGAAAUUAGAAUCGGGCGCAUUGCAAAUGGCUUGGGUGAUUGGGGCCAUUUGGACUAAACAACGGCAACAAGAACUGGCGAAGCAUUUUGCUGGCACUCUCCACUCACUGCGUUUGUCGUCUGAUCCCGAUUACGCAAAUCACAUUGAAGUUGCCAGUAAAGAAAUUCUACCGGAUAAGAGCUCUCUUCUUGGCACUGGAAGCUAUGCGUCAUUACAAUUGGAGUACACAUCCAGCUCUGAUCAAAGCCCGCAAAGUCCAACGUCCAGAGCGGCGACGCCUCUUCAAGGAUCAAAUGCUCAAAUUAUUAUUUCAAAUGCACAUGGCCGCCAGUCUGGAUUUGCGGAAUCUUUAUUUGCCUUUGUACCCGAAUACCACGUGGAUGCUAUGUUGGAACUUUGUAACACUUUGAGAUUGUACAUGCAUCCGACUGUACCCAUACAUCAAGUAACAGAAUGGGAAGAGAUGAUGGUAUCAUGCGCAUCCUUUCUAUGCGCGGAGUUUGCGGACCAACGUAUUGUGCUGGCUAGUACGAGGGAAUCGCUUGUUCAAACAUUGGCGUCAUUUGCAACGCAGCCAGCCACUAUGAGAGCGAUAGAGAAAGUGCCCAUAAAACAGCAGAUGUGCAUGGUGGAGGAAUUGGUGCGGCCUUAUCAAAAUCGUGCUUGGGCCCAGUCCAAUUGGGUGCUCGUUCGCUUUUGGCACGGCUCCGGUUUUGGCUUUCGACACCGACAAUGGCCACAUUUGGCUGCGAAAUUCGGUGAUAGAGAACCAACUGUAAAUAAUUUGGGUGCAAAGGUUGACGCCGGUCUUAUGUCUCAAUGCUUCGGUCCUUGCCCGUCAGAAGUGAUCCAAAGUCGCAUAAAAGAUUACCUUAUGUCAAAUCCAAAACAAGCCUCUUCAUUUCUUAACUCUCUGCUCAGUCAGUUAAACUGGGCGUUCUCAGAGUUUAUCACAAUGAUGCAAGAGAUGGACAGAGUGAACAUCGAUGCUCAUCUAGAACCUCGUCAGAUUAAGUUAUGUGCGACUUGCUUUGACCUUUACCACGGGUUGGCACGAGCACUGGAGAUGACUCUCUAUUUGGCGCCUACUUUGCUUACAAAACCUGAGACCAGCGAUAACCAAAACGAACUGCUACUUGGACGGACUUGUCAGAUUCUAAUGGCUGUGAUAUCACGUGUCUGCGUUCGAGUGGGCGGCGGAGCUGGGUUUGCGCGGCUGGUAGCCAGGGGCUUGCCUGAUACAGACCGCGUCCACUACUACGUCGCAUUAGCGCCGGUAGCCGGCUGCCUAGUCAGAAUGCUGGACCCUGAUCUCUCUGCUGAUCAUUUAAAAAAAGCAACCAAAGCGAUUGUGAACGAGCCUUUAUUCCGCAUUGACGGACUUGAGUUCAUGUUGGGAAGGUCUAAAGAUAAACAUUUCUCAUUUUAUGACUAUCCUGACGAUGUCACAUCAGACGAACUGAAGGCUCUCGAGGCCGUCGUCAUUCGUUUACGGGUGGCGCGUGAAGCCGUGGUAAAAGUCAACUCGCCCGGCUCUAGCGGGACGCAGUCUGAGCUGCUGUGCACUAUCUGCUAUGCAAGACCUGCGGACACUGCGUUUGUGCCUUGUGGACAUCACUCUUGUCGGCCGUGCAUAAUGCAGCAUCUUCUGAACAGUAAGCAGUGUUUCUUCUGCAAGGCUGACAUCGAGUCGGUGCACGAAAUAGAACCUGCGAAUAACUGA